Molecule: messenger RNA, 3594 nt
Organism: Caenorhabditis angaria
Lineage: Eukaryota; Metazoa; Nematoda; Chromadorea; Rhabditida; Rhabditidae
Source: the annotation of a GenBank genome assembly
AUGGAAGAAGCAAGUGAGCCAAAGAAGCCGCGUAUUUUAUUCGAUGGUGAAAAUGAGUUUCCAACAAAUAAUGAAGGUAAGGUUUUUCUAAAAAUUUUUAGAAUUUUGAAAUUGAAAUACCCUAACUCGUAAAAUCUCUAUUUAAAAAAUCUAUAAUAUUUCUAGAAUGGAUCAAAUAUGUGUUGAGUGCAAAAGAUUUGGAUAUUGGACAUGCUCGCUGUUUGACAAUGCGAACAUUUCAACAAAACAAAACGGAGCAUUUGGUGAAUGUGAGUUUUUCCAGAAAACAACACAUUUUCAGUUUUCAUUUUCAGUGUUUGGAGCUGCACACCUUGACGAGAUUUGGAGAUGAUGAUUGGAUGGUGAAAUUUAUCAAUGAGAGGUUAGUUUUUGCUCUGAAGGAAGCUUGAAAGUAUUCUUUUUUAGUGUUUUGGCGGAAGGUCAAGUAUUUUGGAAAGAAUUUGUGCUCUAUGCUUCGGAUUAUUUGUAUAAUGUGACAGAAAUUGAAGAAUUGAAUCAUUUCAAAUGUAAGUUUUUUGUUUUUUUUCAGUGAAAACCUGGGUUUUCUUUUCCACAAACAUAAAUUUGGGUUUUCAGAUGCUUUCAACACAAAAAAACCAAAAGAAGAUUGGCUCGAUGUUUUUGUUUCAAGCGCUCAUAACAAUCCAGAAAAAGCAGCAGAAAUUUAUGCGGCAUUUUGCAUGUUGUAUCCAGGAAUGUCUGGAAAAGUUGUGGUAAGUCGAAUUUUAUCAUCACACACUUCUAGAACAAAAUCAAAAAUUUCAGAACAAAGCAAUAACUGCAAUAAUCAAAAAAGGAAAUAUACCAGGAUGUUUGGAACUAUUCGUCAGAUCAAUUUGUGCAUUCCCGCUGACUGUAAAUUUUAAGCGAGAUGAUGGAAGUUCAAUUCUCCGAAAAUACAUCUACCAUGUUUUCAAGAAAUUUGUUCAAGAACCCGAUCCAUAUAUCGAGAAUCCGAUGGGUAUUUCAAAAAGACGAUUAGAUCAAGCACAGGAAGAUUUUCUGAAUACAGCUUUAAGACCAUCUGCAAGGAUUAUGAACAAUUUGGGUUCAAUGUGAGUUUUUUUGUUAACAAGCAACUUUAUUCAGUUACAAAGUACCAAGACAUACAUAAAUUAUGGUACAAGUGGAAAAUCAGUUGGUAGAGUGAACGUAUCUUCCGGCAAUGGUUUUUCAAUGUCCGUGUACAUUGCGAGAUACUCAUAAGCUCUACAGAUAUCUACUGAUCCAGAUGGGGAAACACAGCUGAAAAAAACACAAGUCCAAAGCGUGUUUAACAUCUAGGACCUUAACAAUAAGCCCGGACCUGGGCCUAGACAGAUCAUAAGUGUUCCCAUUAGAGUAACAUACAAGUUGGUAGAGUUACAAUAACCGCAGCAGACACAUUCCUCACAACUUUCCUCAUCCCAACAUCUCGGCCCAAACUGCCGCCAGCGUUGCGCUCCAACUCUUCUACGCGAACCGCUGUCUGGACUGACAGUUGGAAGCGGUUUGAGCUUGUCGAUAACCGAUUGCUUCACAUGGAGCCCAGCGAAUUCCUAGAAUAGCAUUCUCAAUGAAAACAAUUAAUUUGUCUAGAACCCACUCUCGAGAGGCUUAUAUGCUGUGAAUAGCAGAAAUAGAAAAAAGUGAGCGCCAAAAUCAAAACUCGCAUUUUGGGACGAAUAUGACUUGUGCUGCCAUCUUUUAUAUUGAAACAUUACUAAAAAUUACUAUGUAGUAUUUGUGAAAUGUCAUCGUCUAGCUAUACCGUAUUAUAAAUGAACCUGCACUUUGUUUGAGCUCUCAAAAAAAUGCUUUCAAGAAUCACAGAAAAAAUAUGAGGAAUCCUGUUAUGUUAUUGUGGGGGGAUCUUUUAGAGUUUUCUCCAUCUCCCUGAUUUCCUCAAACAUAUAUAUUUCCCAUCAAUUUUCAGGAAAGGAAAAUCUCCAUUGGAUGUAUUUCUCAAAACUCCGGAAACUGUCGAAAUCAAGCACAACAUGGAAUUGUUUCAAACAUUCUUCUUUGCAUAUUUCCGAAUUGGAAUGUUCGAUUUGGUCAAAGGUUAUCAUUUGAUUGCUUGGAAUCGUUAUUUUGAUGAUCGAUAUUAUCAUGAGGAUAAUUCAUGGAUUUUUCCUUCUGGAUUUGUUGCAAGUCCGAUUCGCUGGAAAACUGAAUGGGAUUAUUUGAAUGAUAUUCCGGAGAAGGACAAAAUUAGAACGGUAUGUUGAUGGUUGUUUGAGGGGUAUUUUUGAAAUGAUAAUUUUCCCGAGGGGUUUUUUCCCGAGGCGUUUUUUUUCUUGAUCUUUGAGUUUUUUGGUUCUUUCAUGAGCUCAUAACCUUAUUUUUAUACAGUUGCCCUGUUCAGAAUUUGUUCAUGUUUUUUUUUUCAAAAUCCGGUAUCCCAGCUAUCACACAAAUAAUUCCCUUGUUGGCGAAACAACCAAAAACAAUAAUAGUUUUUCAGAAUGUCUAUGCCAAACAAUUCAAAAUGUUGAGCAAGUUGUUCGAAUUUUUCAAAUUCUCCGAUAAAUUUGGAUUGCUUAAGAAAUACGGUAAGUACACAAAUCUUCAAAUUAUUGAUUUUGUAAUUAGUUCUCAUUUUUCAGGACAAGAUGAAUUUGUUCAAUAUUUUGCAAUUGCUCUAACAUACAAUGAAGAAUAUGAGAAAUUCGACAAACUCUUUGAUUUUUUCAAUGAAAAAUAUACAGAAGGCAAUGUGUUUUUAUGCCUGAAUAUUAAUGCACUUUUGAUAGCCGCAAAACGAGAAAAUUUGCGAAAAGUUAUCGAUUUGUGGAAAAAGAUUGUGAAAUAUUGUGUAUUAGUUGAUAAGCUAGAAGCUCAUCGGACGAGUAAAUAUGUAAGUUGAAACUUUAAGGUUUUACCACCAACAAGACUUCUGAAUAUGGAAAAAUAGGGCAAAUUUUUAAGCUCUACAAGAUGAUCAGGCUCUAGAAAAUUCCUGAUUCACCCGAAUACUUGAAGAUCAAAUUUUUUAAUUUUUUGCAGAUGUUCAAACAUCCUCGAUUCGUUGGCGCUGUUCAUAUUUCUGACAUCGCCACCAAAAUUCUUCGAAACUUCUUGUUUAUUCAAGCUACAAAACAAGGAGUGGCAGGAUUUGAGAAAUAUGGAACACUUCUUUUAUUUAUGGCAAGAGCGAAUUGGGAUUAUUUUGUGCCUUUCAAUAUGAUGCAUGAAUUAAUCAAUAACAUCCCCGAGGAAAAAUUUGGAAAUCUUUUGAAAGAAAGUUUUCCAACGUUGACGGAUAUGUCGAAUUCUGCACUUUGGGAGUAUAUUUAUGAAAAGUUUCCGAGUACUCAUGAAACUUUCUUCACUAAAGAGUGAGUUGAAUAUGGGGAAUUCUGAAAAAAAAUGAAGUUUUGUUUUAAAAUUCAAAAAAAGUUCAAGAUUUGAGCAAUUUAUUUUUCAAAAACUUCGAAAUACUUUCACAUGUUUAUUAUAAAUGAUAAAAAUAUAAAAAUUUACAGACUGAUUAGUGGACUUUAUCAAAACAAGCCCUGUGAAGUCAAUUUUGCCAAAACUCUGCUAGAAAAAUUGGAAGCAGAUGAUCCGGUUAUGAAAUGUAUCAAAUAG